AUGAUUGUCACUGUACAUUUAUUUAUUUAUUUUAAUCUGGUUUCCGACCCGGACAUAGUUGUUCAGUUGCACGCGGAACGGCAAAGCGCGGUAGGUAGAAGGUGCAGUGCCUUCUUGUUAGAUGUGGGUACUACGUUCGGCGACAGUGGGCCAAUGGGCUUGUCACACGAGUUAUCAACAGCUGAUGUACCAUUACAAACAACUGACGUACAGACAGAGACGGAAAAGACAGCUAUCGCACAAGUAGCUAGUCGUGCUCGUGAUAGUGUCGAUGCACUCGCACCUGUGUCAGAUAUGCAUAAGGCUGACCACUUUACAUCUGUAGGCGUGACUGCUUAUAACGGUGCGGAUGGGCGGCAAUCAUUCAGCGCAGGAGGCACUAAAGUAACUCCUAUUCCAAUGCACAACUCACCGAGUAAAAGCAAGAUGAAUGAUGAUAAAACAAUUGUAGUGAAUAAGUCUACUAACAAUAAUAACGCAAUAAAAGAUACAUCAUGUGAUGUUAAUUUUCAGACUUCGCUAACUAUGGCCGAAAUAUUGAAAAAAGGUGAAGCUUGGAAAAAUGAAGAAUCGCCAGAGGCCUGGAUAAAAGUUCAAAUGCGCAGAUUGCGUAACCGUUUUAUAGAGAUCAGCUCAGGCCAGUUGUAA
This is a messenger RNA of Parnassius apollo (apollo), 648 nucleotides long. The record is from the annotation of a GenBank genome assembly. NCBI's taxonomy places the organism in Eukaryota, Metazoa, Arthropoda, Insecta, Lepidoptera, Papilionidae.